Camelina sativa (false flax) is the source of this 1029-nucleotide messenger RNA. Lineage: Eukaryota; Viridiplantae; Streptophyta; Magnoliopsida; Brassicales; Brassicaceae. The record is from RefSeq and is a predicted model, not a curated record.
AUGGGUUCGUCCUCUUCACAUAGACUCUGGAACUACGAUGUCUUUCUCAGCUUCAGAGACACACGCAAAAGCUUCGUUAGCCAUUUGCACAAAGCACUUAUCACUAGAGGAAUUGUUACAUUCAAAGACGAUCGAAAGCUUGAGAUCGGAGAAUCCAUUUCUGAUGAACUCUCCAGAGCAAUUCGGAGUUCAAGAUUUGCCGUUGUCGUUAUCUCCGAGAACUACGUUACUUCAAGGUGGUGCUUGGAGGAGCUUCGAUUGAUUAUGGAACUUCAGGGAAAGAAGGAGAUUGAAGUUGUUCCUAUUUUCUAUGGAGUGAAUCCCUCUGACGUGAGACAUCAGAGAGGAAACUUUGCUUUAGAAAGGAAGCUUUCUUUGAAACAUGGUCUCUUAUACUUGCAAGAACAACUUCUUUCCAAUAUCUUGGGCGAAGAGCAUGUCAAAUUGUGGAGUGUGGAACAGGGUGCUCAUUGUAUUAAGUCAAGGCUUGGAAACCUGAAAGCUUUUAUCGUCCUUGAUGAUGUGGAUGAUGUGAAACAGCUGUAUGCACUGGCAAAAGAGGUUAGAUGGUUUGGAACAGGGAGUCGAAUCAUUGUAACAACACGGGACAAGAGCUUGCUUAACUCCUGCGGAGUGAGAAUUGUCUACGAUGUUAAGUGCAUGGGUAAUGAUAACGCCCUCACACUCUUUGAGCAGGUUGCUUUUGAAGGAGGACAUCCUCCUUCUCAUGUCUACAAAGACCUCUCAAUCCGUGCUUCAAGGCUUGCACAAGGUCUUCCUUUGGCCCUUGAGGCUUUUGGCUUUUAUCUCCAUGGCAAGUCACUAAUGGAGUGGAAAGAUGGUUUAAAAUCGUUUGAGGAAGCUCCUUAUGAGAACAUUAUGAGUAUCUUGAAAACUAGCUAUGAUAGCUUAGAUGAACUUGGUAAGACUGCUUUUCUUCAUGUCGCAUGUCUUUUCAAUGGAGACCCUGUCCUCCGUGUCAUGACCCUUCUUGACCGCGGUCGGUUUGGAAUUAGAGAUUUAGCAUAA